Messenger RNA from Fukomys damarensis (Damara mole-rat), 1810 nucleotides. RefSeq names its product podocalyxin like 2 (gene Podxl2). The record is from RefSeq and is a predicted model, not a curated record. The coding region runs from base 151 to 1788 and encodes 545 amino acids. The transcript has 7 exons. Lineage: Eukaryota; Metazoa; Chordata; Mammalia; Rodentia; Bathyergidae.
GGCUUUUCUGUCUUCACAGGACUGUCACUGGGUGCAUGUUCAGCGGGGACAGAUGAGCCGGGCCCCGAGGGCCUCACCUCCACCUCCCUGCUAGACCUCCUGCUGCCCACUGGCCUGGAGCCGCUGGAUGCAGAGGAGCCGAGUGAGGCCAUGGGUCUGGGGGCUGGCCUGGGUGCCCCCGGCUCAGGCUUCCCCAGUGAGGAGAGCGAGGAAUCCCGCAUCCUGCAGCCGCCACAGUACUUCUGGGAGGAGGAGGAGGAGCUGAACGAGUCCAGCUUGGACCUGGGACCCACCGCAGACUACGGCUUCCCGGACCUCACAGAGAAGGCAGGGCCGAUGGACAUGGAUGACGCCGGCCAGACCUCCGAGCUGCCCAGCCUCCCCUCUGCCUUGCCCAAGCUGUACCUGGUGGAGCCACCCUGGCAGGUGCCUCUGGAAGAGGAGGAAGAGGAGGAAGAGAGGGAGAAAGAGGAGGUAGAGCGGGAGGAGGAGGAAGAGGAAGAGGAGGAGGAGGAGGAGGAGGAGGAGGAGGAGCUGCUGCCCGUAAGUGGGUCCCAGGAGGAAACUACCAUGCAGGCCCAAGACUUUGUUCCCAGCAGCAGCAGCAGCAGCAGCCAGGCCCAGGGUGUCCCCGGUCACAGGCAUGAGGAGUCUGGGGACCAGGCUGCAUCGGGCGUGGAGGUGGAGAACAGUGUGGAGCCCAGCUCAUCCCUGUCCUCAGUCACCUCGGGCACGGUGACCCCAGGGUCUCAGGACCUGUCCAGCCAGGAGGCCGAGGCGACCACGCUGCUGCCAGUCGGAUCCCGGGUGGAGUCUGAGGUCCCACAAGAGGCCAGUGAGGAGGCCACUGUGGGAAUCAGCAGGGCGCUGGCUUCGUCCUUGUCCUCGGCCUCGUUCCUGCAGACCGAAGCUCCCCGCAGGGCUCAGGCCCCAGCUGAGGGCCACCUGUACUCCACAACCCCUGCCCCUUCCCCAUCUUCUCCCCGAGACUCUGCACCGACGACGCUGUCCCCUGCCAUCCCCGGGGAGGAAGGUCUCAGCCAGCAGCCCCCAAGACCAGCCAGCGAAGCUCCGUCCAGGACACCCUGGGACUCCACUCAGGUGAUCUGCAAGGACUGGAGCAACCUGGCAGGGAAGAACUACAUCAUUCUGAACAUGACCGAGAACAUAGACUGUGAGGUGUUUCGGCAGCACAGGGGGCUGCGGCUCCUGGCCUUGGUGGAGGAGGUGCUGCCCCGCCACCGCCGUGGCCACCGUGGGGACUGGCACAUAUCCCUGAGCAAGCCCAGCGAGAAGGAACAGCACCUCCUGAUGACACUGGUGGGCGAGCAGGGGGUGGUGCCCACCCAAGAUGUCCUUUCCAUGCUGGGUGACAUCCGAAGGAGUCUGGAGGAGAUUGGCAUCCAGAACUAUUCCACCACCAGCAGUUGUCAGGCGAGGGCCACCCAGGUGCGCAGCGACUACGGGACACUCUUUGUGGUGCUGUUGAUCAUUGGCGUCAUCUGCUUCAUCAUCAUUGUGCUGGGCCUGCUCUACAACUGCUGGCAGCGCCGGUUGCCCAAGCUCAAGCACGUGUCGCACGGUGAGGAGCUGCGCUUUGUGGAGAACGGCUGCCACGACAACCCCACGCUGGACGUGGCCAGCGACAGCCAGUCGGAGAUGCAGGAAAAGCAGUCAAGCCUGAAUGGCGGGGGCGCGCUCAACGGCCCAAGCAGCUGGAGCGCGCUCAUGGGGGGCAAGCGCGACCCAGAGGACUCAGACGUGUUCGAGGAGGACACACACCUGUGACGCUCGGGACACGGGCGCUGCG